Chaetomium fimeti is the source of this 2999-nucleotide messenger RNA. RefSeq lists its product as uncharacterized. Gene Ontology annotation, molecular function: DNA-binding transcription factor activity, RNA polymerase II-specific; zinc ion binding; DNA binding. Gene Ontology annotation, cellular component: nucleus. Gene Ontology annotation, biological process: regulation of DNA-templated transcription; DNA-templated transcription. Bases 439 to 2502 code for a protein of 687 amino acids. The record is from RefSeq and is a predicted model, not a curated record. Lineage: Eukaryota; Fungi; Ascomycota; Sordariomycetes; Sordariales; Chaetomiaceae. The transcript has 4 exons.
GGCACCAUCAGCCGAUCCGCCCGACUGUGGCCUCUUUUUCUGUGAGCGCUGCCGCCGCCUCCCUUCCUCGCUUCCUGAGGUUACAGAUCCGCCCGAGCCUUUUUUACCCCAUCGCUCCCCCCGUCCUUCCUGCCCUCGCCUUCCUUUCCCCCUUCUUCCCUCCCCGCGACCGACUCUUCCCUCCGCACCGAAGCCUCGUUUCCCGGCUCUCCUCCCGGAUCUAAACAGGAUCACCUUUUUCUUUGUGCUGCAUCGGCCCAUCGAUUUUUCGACUCCGGCACAGCUCCGGGCCUCACUCGAGUUUCCUCCGGCAUUGUCGGUCUUUCCGGUGCCCCGCGCCAUCACCCAACCCACAACCCCUUCUCGCCUGCGAGACGCGUCCUGGUUUCAGCCCACCCACAACACCUAGUCGGCGCCAUCACAACUCACCCAUCAACCAUGGCGUCGGUCGUGCGAUCGACAGCCCUCCGCGCCGGCGGCGCUUGUGUGCGCUGUCGAAAGGGCAAGACCAAAUGUGUUUACGAAAACGGCCGAUCGCCGUGCAAGAAUUGCGCCAAGGGCAUGCACGAAUGCUAUUUGCCCUCCGAGUCCAUGAGCCACGGCGGCCAUGGAGUAUCACCAGCACGCGUCCAGCAGCGGGCUCGCGAGUCCCUACCCAGCGAGCGGACUGUCUCCAGCACCUCGGGCGACCGUCAGGCCCCUCCGCCCUCGAGCGUGUCACGCCACGUCUCAACGACGGCCGAAAAACUCACACCGGAGUUGAUGCAAGAAGGCGAACGCGUCAUCUCGAAGACGUUGCCAGCAUGUGUGGCUUUCCACAAGCCGUCUUUCCUCCAACAGCUCAAGAACGCUUCCAUGGAUCCCACCAUGGUUAAUGCGUUGCUUACGACUGCUGCUCGGCACUCUCCAGCCAUGAUUCGUCGGUAUGGGGGCCAUGGUGGUGGCUCAGCCGCCGCUGAGCACUUCGCCAGCAAGACGAUUGGCCUCAUCAUGCAGGCCAUGGACCAACCCAGCCUUGCGGAUAUCCAAGCCCUCUGCCUGCUUGUCGUCCACGAGUGGGGUUGCCGCAAUGCCGUGCGUGCCUAUGUCUACCUCGGCCAGGCUGCCCGUAUGGCACAGAUGUACCGCGUCGUCCACACCCACCUGCACCAACCCGAGCCGGACCAGUUCCUCCAGGACGAAUCCUUCCGACGCACCCUAUGGCUGAUUUACAUCCUCGACUGCUUCCUCACUAGCAGCCCCGGCCGCCACCCGGCUCUGUCCUCGCAUGACGUCAAGGAUGUAUCGCUGCCAUGCCUUGAUAUGAACUAUCACUUUGGUAGCCCGGUCUAUGUCCGCACACUGAACGAUGCCUCGCCCCCGGCUAUGGCGGAUCCCAACGGCCCCCUCGCCGAAGUGGGCGAGUUUGGCCACAUUGUAUUGGCAACCAAGGCUUGGCGCAAUGUCGUCGAGAUGAUGACGACGACCAGUCUCGAGACCUUUUCUGAGGCUCAGUGCGUGGCUCUGGAGCAGCAGAUUGACAUGAUCCGCCAGUCACUACCAUUGCAUUUCGCCGACAAACCCGGUCAGAUUACCCUGCACAUCACCAUGGGCAGCGGCUACACGUACGCCAUGAUCCACUCGCUCCUCAACUGCGGCACUAUUUUUGUGAACCGGCGCCGAAUUCUCCAGGCCGUCACGGAUGAGAACUUCUCCAUCGAGGCCUGGCGCUUGUCUUCGCAUACCCAUGGCGAGGCGGUCGACCGCAUUCUUGCCGCGUCGCACAGCAUCAUCCACUCACUUUUGGCACUGGAGCAUGGGGCGGACAAGGAUAGCAUUCUCUGCUUCCCGAUCUUUAUGCUCUUCUCGGCCUUCACCGCUGGCUCAACGAUCGCCUACCUUACCCUCAAAGGACUCGCCCCGCCCGAUGUCAUCGAGUCCGCUGGGAGCAUCGUCCGCGACAGCCUAAGACUCUGCCAGGAUGGUUCCGAGUCUUGGCCGCUGGUGCUCCCCUGGCAACGCCAUCUCUCCGUCAUGACAAAGGUCCUGCGUGAGGUGAAUACUUCCCGCGACAUCCACGAAUCGCGUGAGGAUAGCAAGCAGCCCCACCGUGUCUCGCCUUCGGUCAAGGAUGACGUUGUUAGCCAGGCUGACACGAACCCUGACCCCAUGGACUAUGACCAGGCGAUUCCGUCUGUGGCGCACCCCCCACCCCCUGCCAGCAUGGAGGGCCGAGACAGCGAGCCUCCCGCUCCGAGGCGGCCCGGGAUCACCACGAUCAAUGGUGGAUCUGCUGGCGCUUCGACCCCAGCUACGGCUAGCCCCCCGCCCCCCAGCCUUGUGCCCAAGGCGGACUCCCCUGGUGCGACAUCGUCGGCGUCCGUCAGCGGCAUGCCCCAGCCACCACAGCCCGGCCCGGACGUCGACAUGUCAGCCAUCGAGCUUUGUGCGGCCUUUGAGAGGCAGCUGCUCGAGCUCGAUGACUUGGCCGCAUUUAUGGGAGGCGGAGUCCCGCCCAGUUAGAUCGCGGCGCAGUCUCAUGGGUCAUCCUUCUUUCAUCCUCUAUUAAUUCGCUAUUCUAUUUUUCGGACUCGCUCGCUCGGCCUUGUGCCGCGGGUGCCUUCGGAGAGCUUGUGUUUUUGUAUCAUAAUGACCAUGGGUUACUGGGGAGGGGCACUGACCGCGGAACAACGGAACAACGUGGCUUGGCUUGGGACGCGCGUGGUACUUUAUGUACCUGUAACAUUACCUUUCCAUUGUUUCCUUCUUCGCGGGACCUGGGAAGGGUACAUUCCAGUAUGGCUGUCCUUUUUUUUGAUGGAGUGGAGAUGGGCAUUAAGUUGCUUGGGGUCUCUGUGUUAAGGCAGGAGUUACGGGGGGCUGGCUAUUUGUGGGUUGACGGCGCUCAGGGACAUAUGGUGCGGAAUGGCUUUAGUUAGGUAUGUAAACGCCUUCAUCGACAUGUACGAGGAGGGACUGGCAACAACAUUGUUUAGCCCUAUUUAUGGGUGAUUUCGUCG